CCAGACACGCCAUUGCUUGUCGCACGUCGCUUGAUGUUGGUGUGAUUAGUCCAGUCAAAGUGUGCCGUUGUGAGUUUUUUUCGUUACCCCACGUUCCAAUAAAGCAGCAAAAAUUGAACCCGAACAGAGCGAGGUUAAGGUAAGAGGCGUUUGUCGAAUUGGUUGCCGUCUUUCCGUCGUGCGCUUCGUCGGCUACGGUGACCGGGCGGCGUUACGUUUGAUUCGUCGAUUUUUCCGACCAUCGAGUAUGCUUCAGUUUCAAUUCAUGCCGUUUCCGUAUCGUAUACACGCUGCAAUAUACCGCUACGCCGCCGUUACUAUUUUAUUUUGUACAACUUUGCGGGUUUUUCUCGAUAGCAUCCGACGGCCAUUUUGGUAAACCGAGGCACUCCUACACCGUCGCGCCGCGUCUAUAUACGGGUUGUUCUUUGGCCGCGAUCGAUUCGGUGUUGGGUCGUGAUAAAAUGGCAGUGGGAAGGUAUCGCGGGAAAUGUGCAACGCGCGAAGAAACGCGACCGCACGGCGAAGGCGACGUGUGUGUUUGAUAAUUCGAGGUGUUUCAGAUGCCGGGUUUUAGCAGUGCGGGCACGUUCAAAAUAUUUAUCGGCAACCUUGCCGAGAAAACGACGGUUUCGGAACUACGGCCCUUAUUCGAGAAAUACGGCAAGGUUGUGGAGUGCGACGUGGUCAAGAAUUACGGGUUCGUGCACAUGGAGAGCGAAACUGAAGGACGCGACGCUAUCAAUAACUUGAACGGUACGAUGUUGAACGGCCAAUCGAUGAAAUGCGAGGCCGCGAAGAGUCGGAAGGCGCCGCAGACGCCGACCACCAAGAUAUUCGUCGGGAACCUCACCGAUAACACCAAAGCGCCGCAGAUACGCGAGUUGUUCAAAAAAUUCGGCACCGUGGUGGAGUGCGACAUAGUGCGCAACUACGGUUUCGUCCAUCUCGAGUCGUCGGGAGACAUUAACGAGGCCAUCAAAGAAUUAAACGGGAUGAUGGUCGACGGGCAACCGAUGAAAGUGCAACUGUCGACGAGUCGCGUGAGACAACGGCCGGGCAUGGGCGAUCCGGAACAAUGCUACCGCUGCGGCCGCGGGGGGCAUUGGUCCAAGGAGUGUCCUAAAGGGGUCGGUCCGGACAGGUUCCGCGAGCGCAUGUUUGGACGCGACCCUUACCCUCCGCCGCCGCCGCCGCCCUUCCUACGCGACCGGAUGAUGGGCCGAUUUGGGGACGGUUACGAAGGUUACUACGAGAGGCGGUUCCCCGAAGACUCGCGCGAACUGUACGAGCGGCGGUAUGCCGCGUUACCUCCCGGCAGCCGAGAAAUGGGUCUGCGCGGUAGUCGCGAGUUCCUCGCGCCGCCGCUGCCGCCCCGACGCGAGCCGCUGCCUCCGAUGCCCUCCAUCGGUCUGCGCGGCUCACCUUCGAGUAGCUUGAGCGCGCGCAUGAGCGAUCCGACGUUCGCGCGGAGCAGCGAGUACACGAUGUUUAGCAGACGGUCGCCGCCACCGACCGCCACCCUGACCAGCUCGAGGAUGAGCAGAAUGUACGAGGACUUUAGCCGGGAUUCGUUCGACGAGAGAAGUUGAGAAGAGGAGUUAUACGGACGAAGAGGAGGAGAGGACGCCUGAACGAAGUGUGUUCGACCAGGACCUUAUUUUGGGCACCGUGUUUAUUUCGCGUAGUUCCAACUGCAACGGGAUGCGUGGUUUUCGAACUUUCUCACUAUUUAUUACAUCGCCAUCGCAACGAAAUAGUAUUUCGCUCGGAAACGGAGUGAGGGCGUUUCUACAACCACACGUCGCGACGAAACCUUAAUUUUACGCAAAUAAGUUUGUCCGAGAGUCGCAAUGAAUUUCUUCUCGGAAAGUUCCCCGAGUCCGGGCCCAGAGGACAAAUUUAUUCGAUCAAAUAGUGAUUUGACAGUUCUUCCGUCACCUGUGCGCCUAAUUGUGAAAAAAAAAAUACGUUUUUCGCAUUUACGGCUGAAAAUACACUUGUAGAGAAGACGGGGUUGAUUUUUAUGCUUGUUUAGCCCCCGUUUUUCUUUUUUGUGCCACUGUGUAUAUUGGACAAAGAUGAAAGUGUCGUCCUCGUGCAUGUGAAUUUUGUUGUGUUAGGAAAGGCGGAAGGAAGGGACCAGACUGAGUAUUUUCUGAAUAGAAUGAAAGGAGCGAUUUUUGAAAAGUGCCUCCUUUAAUUGGCGUAGAUUUUUUUAAGUGGAUGCUCGGAGAAGUACUACUAAUACGGAAGAGAUCGAGGCGAGCAUUUCAUGCUGCAUAAAGGAUCCGGAACAAUUCAAUUUCUAGUACCAACGAAGUAAAGCUUAUUUUUAUCAAACAUGUUAAUAUAAGAAUUUGUAGCGAUGAUAAUAAAUAUUGUAUUAAUCGAAGCAUCCAUUAAUUUUAUUUAAAUCUGCAGUGGCACAAAAAAAAUAAAUGGGAGUGGGGCUAAUGUAAAAAGAUGGCCGCGUUUACCUUACUUUUUACUUUAUAUAGAAGCGCAUGGUUCGAUCUAUAUUCCUGUAUUAACGUCCAUGCGCAUUCGUCGGCUGGGCUCCCAUUGAUUUUGUUCGAUUCAAGUGAAAACACGGGAUCGAAAGCCAGGAAUGCGCGUGGGUUCUCCCACCGCCCGAAUUAUAUACAUAUAUUAUCUGUUUGUUGGGUGAUCUGUGGUUCGACGAUGUUGGCUUUUACGUUGUUAACUGAUAUCAUUGGGGUUAGGCCGGCACUGAGAGGACCAUCACCGACUAGGAGGUACGCCCCCUAUUAGGCAGUAACGGGGGGAGCGGGCGGAGUCGCGGUUUCAAUUGUGGACGCAAGGGUCGUUUGUAAGUGUGCAUUUGUUGCAGAAUGCAUUAUUUUUUUAUCGUAAUCGUGGGCUCUAUGUGAAAAUUGAGGGAAUCACGACCUAGAAUAAUUUUAUAGUUCAUGUGACAGUCUUUUUUUUAUUAUAAUUGUUUAAGAAUCGCGGCGGUAGGAGGAAGAAAUGUGUAGCAUAAGGUUUUUUGUAAGGUUAGAAAAUACAUACCUCUUAAGAUU
Messenger RNA from Cylas formicarius (sweet potato weevil), 3044 nucleotides. It is a transcript of the gene lark, whose product is annotated as RNA-binding protein lark. The record is from RefSeq and is a predicted model, not a curated record. The coding region runs from base 564 to 1592 and encodes 342 amino acids. The transcript has 3 exons. Gene Ontology annotation, cellular component: cytosol. Gene Ontology annotation, molecular function: mRNA binding; zinc ion binding. NCBI's taxonomy places the organism in Eukaryota, Metazoa, Arthropoda, Insecta, Coleoptera, Brentidae.